Messenger RNA from Cylicostephanus goldi, 357 nucleotides. Lineage: Eukaryota; Metazoa; Nematoda; Chromadorea; Rhabditida; Strongylidae. The record is from the annotation of a GenBank genome assembly.
AUGAUUUUUCAGUUGGUUCAAUCCUACUUCGCCGCCACUGGUGGAGCUCUCGUCGCCGCUUUGGGACUGAACUCAUUGGUGAAGACUGCUCCACCCCUUAUCGGACGACUCGUUCCGUUCGUUGCUGUAUGUGUUGCCAACGCCAUCAAUAUUCCAAUGAUGCGAAGGGGCGAAUUGCGUGACGGUAUCGAUAUCGUGGAUGCCGAUGGUAACAAACUUGGGCAAAGCAAGCACGUUGCACGGUCUGCAAUUACGCAAGUUGUCAUAUCCCGAAUAGGAAUGGCUACUCCGACAUUUGCUCUGAUUCCUGUGAUUGUCAAUGCGCUAGAGAAAAAGCCGUAUUUCAAGGUAAACUAG